Molecule: messenger RNA, 577 nt
Organism: Caretta caretta (loggerhead turtle)
Lineage: Eukaryota; Metazoa; Chordata; Testudines; Cheloniidae
Product: PAT complex subunit Asterix
Biological process (GO): protein insertion into ER membrane
Cellular component (GO): endoplasmic reticulum membrane
Molecular function (GO): protein folding chaperone
Source: RefSeq, a predicted model, not a curated record
GGCUCGGGGACCGGCUCGCCCCGGCCAGGCGCGGGGGGCGGGGGGUGUCCCGGAACCAUUGCUGCGGGCCGCGGGGUGUUACACCGAUCCGCGCCCCCCGGGAGCAAAUGUCCGGCAACAGCAUGAGCGACCCCCGGCGGCCCAACAAGGUGCUGAGGUACAAGCCUCCGUCUACAGAGAACAACCCCACGCUGGAAGAUCCCACUCCAGAUUACAUGAACCUGCUGGGGAUGAUUUUCAGCAUGUGCGGCUUAAUGCUUAAGCUGAAGUGGUGUGCUUGGAUUGCUGUCUAUUGCUCCUUCAUUAGCUUUGCCAACUCCAGAAGCUCAGAGGACACCAAACAGAUGAUGAGCAGCUUCAUGUUGUCUAUCUCUGCGGUGGUGAUGUCCUAUCUCCAGAAUCCCCAACCCAUGUCCCCGCCUUGGUGAAGAGAUUACAGCUCAUUGCACAACUCCUUGCAAAUCCCAGAGAGAUGCUGUCGGCAGAGAGGAAGGAUUCACACGCUAGAACCAUCUGUUUGUACAAGCAGUGUGUUGUAACACUCGGCUAUCAAAAUAAAUGGGUUGUUGCUGUAGGA